Messenger RNA from Bacillus rossius redtenbacheri, 1640 nucleotides. RefSeq names its product enolase (gene Eno). The transcript is spliced from 9 exons. Gene Ontology annotation, molecular function: phosphopyruvate hydratase activity; magnesium ion binding. The record is from RefSeq and is a predicted model, not a curated record. The coding region runs from base 18 to 1442 and encodes 474 amino acids. Gene Ontology annotation, cellular component: phosphopyruvate hydratase complex. Gene Ontology annotation, biological process: glycolytic process. NCBI's taxonomy places the organism in Eukaryota, Metazoa, Arthropoda, Insecta, Phasmatodea, Bacillidae.
UAGUUUUCAAUCCAAUAAUGCUAUUCGUCCUUUCUGCUUUCAGAAGGUCAUUCAGGUCGGGAGUUUUCUGCAGGAGCCAGCAGAAGUUAAUUUGUUGCAGGUUAUACAGAAAUCUAUUUUCAACUCAUAAUACAUCCAAAAUGCCGCUGCAGAAGAUGUUUGCACGUAUGAUAUUUGAUUCUCGAGGAAAUCCCACUGUUGAGGUGGACCUCGUGACGGACCUGGGCCUGUUCCGCGCGGCCGUGCCCUCCGGCGCCAGCACCGGGGUCCACGAGGCCCUGGAGCUGCGCGACAACCAGAAGGAGCACUACCACGGCAAGGGGGUCCAGAAGGCCGUCGACAACAUCAACCAGAUCAUCUGUCCCGCGCUGCUGAAGGAGACGUUCGAAGCGCACCAGCAAGAGGAGAUCGAUGAGUUCCUUCUGAAGCUGGACGGCACCGAGAACAAGUCCAAGCUGGGGGCGAAUGCGAUCCUCGGCGUGUCUCUUGCUGUGUGCAAGGCUGGAGCCGCGAAGAAGGGCGUGCCUCUGUACAAGCACAUCGCGGACUUGGCCAAGAACCCCAACAUCGUUCUGCCGGUGCCGGCCUUCAACGUCAUCAACGGCGGCUCCCACGCGGGCAACAAGCUGGCCAUGCAGGAGUUCAUGAUCCUGCCCACCGGUGCCACCUCUUUCACGGAGGCAAUGAAGAUGGGCAGCGAGGUAUACCACCACUUGAAGAAGGUGAUCAAGGACCGGUUCGGCCUGGACGCGACUGCGGUCGGGGACGAAGGCGGCUUUGCCCCCAACAUCCUGAACAACAAGGAUGCCCUGGAGCUGAUCAUGGAGGCCAUUUCAAAGGGCGGCUACACCGGCAAGAUUGAAAUCGGGAUGGAUGUGGCUGCGUCGGAGUUCUACAAGAAUGGCUUGUAUGACCUGGACUUCAAGAAUCCCAAUAGCGACAAAAGUGCAUUCCUGACACCUGAGAAGCUGUCUGGCCUAUAUCUUGACUUUGUCAAGGAGUUUCCUCUUGUCUCCAUUGAGGAUCCGUUUGACCAAGACGAUUGGGAUUCCUGGACUAAUCUGACUGCUGGCACCAAGAUUCAGAUCGUCGGUGACGAUCUGACGGUGACCAACCCGAAGCGCAUCCAGACGGCGGUGGACAAGAAGGCGUGCAACUGCCUGCUGCUGAAGGUGAACCAGAUCGGCACGGUGACGGAGUCUAUCUGCGCGCACCAGCUGGCCAAGGCCAACGGCUGGGGCACCAUGGUGUCCCACCGGUCGGGCGAGACGGAGGACGUCUUCAUCGCGGACCUGGUCGUGGGGCUGGGCACGGGCCAGAUCAAGACGGGUGCACCGUGCCGAUCCGAGCGACUGUGCAAGUACAACCAGAUUCUUCGCAUAGAGGAGGAACUGGGGGCGGCUGCGAAGUUUGCGGGCAAGAACUUCCGCAAACCUGUCUAAAUAGUGCAGACCGCAUCCCUCUCCUUGCAUCACGUGCACCCUGAAGCUGCAGUAGGAUCAAAUGCUCCACAUUGUUAAUUUAGCUGGCAGGCUUCAAGGAAAUGUUCCAGAAUGACACAAAGACCCCUUCCUGAAAAUUAAAUGCCUGGUGGUACGCAUGUAUAUCCACUUAAUAGAAUUAAACCUGUUGGAACCUUU